Messenger RNA from Ictalurus punctatus (channel catfish), 7905 nucleotides. It is a transcript of the gene rreb1b, whose product is annotated as ras responsive element binding protein 1b. The transcript is spliced from 13 exons. Gene Ontology annotation, cellular component: nucleus. Gene Ontology annotation, biological process: regulation of transcription by RNA polymerase II. Bases 635 to 5605 code for a protein of 1656 amino acids. The record is from RefSeq and is a predicted model, not a curated record. Gene Ontology annotation, molecular function: RNA polymerase II cis-regulatory region sequence-specific DNA binding; DNA-binding transcription activator activity, RNA polymerase II-specific. Lineage: Eukaryota; Metazoa; Chordata; Actinopteri; Siluriformes; Ictaluridae.
GCUGCUUAUCAGCUUUAGGGAGCAGCGCUGCUUCGGAACGCGUGUGGAGGACUGGGGGGGGAAUAAAACACACCAAAAAAGUCACUUUUCUACUUCGUCUUCGUGAGGAACGUCGACGGAUUUCUUUCUUUUGAGCGUUUUGGGAGGAAAGCACUGCGCCGGGGUUAGUCGACGAACUUUGCACAUCCUCUAAAAACGCCAUUUUGGGCGCUCCUCUCCGGAACGAGUUUGCAGUGGGAGGUUUUCUCUCUCUCUCUCUCUCUCUCUCUCUCUCUCUUCUCCCCCCUUUCGUUCUCUCUCUCUCUCUCUCUCUCUCUCCAAAGUCCAUCAUCUGCUUUUCACCAUCAUCACUGAGUGUAGCAGGCUGGCCGGCCCGGAGCUACUCCGCCUUGUUUGGCUUCUCCUUGAAGUUCCUCCGAUGGGUGAGCUAUGCGCCCUCCUCCUUGUCGUCCGCCUGUCGUGGUUCCUCUUUGGAGAGGCAGAAAAGUGCACAUCCGCAUGAGCCUCCCGUUGACACUUUCACAUUCCGUCACGAAAUUCUACACUAGCGGAGGCCUGCAGAUGCACCGCCAUCCAAUACUGACUCACACCCCUAUCUGUUCAGCUUUCUUUACCACCACCACCACACACAGCCAUGGAGAGCGCCUUACCUGAGAAGAGGUGUGAUGAAGAUGGCAAAGCCUCUCGGCAGCAAGAGGAGCUUUCCGCACCGAUGGAAGACAAGUCGCAGGGUGAACCGGAGCAUGCGGGAGUGCCGGGGAAGGAGAACGGAACUGAGGAAGAGCGAGAGAAGGAAGGAGCUGAGCAGGAGGACGAGGAAGAUGGAGAGUCCUGUGCCAACUCUACAACACAUACCGAAUCGAACACCGGCCAUAUGAAUGGGGACGCGGACACGGCUGCCUCGAACGCGUCCCCUAAAACCCCCGGCAGAUCUCCCUCUGCUAAUCGCACCGGCAGGAGGAACCAGGAAGUGAAAGAUCGCUCGACCUUCAUCUGCCCCCUGUGUGAUAAGAACUGCCAGACGCAGCAUCAUCUCACUAUGCAUAUACGACAGCAUAAUACAGAGAUCGGGGGGAACGACCACUCGUGCAGCAUCUGUGGAAAGGCGUUGAGCUCGGCUAGUUCUCUGGAUCGCCACAUGCUGGUCCACAGCGGAGAGAGACCCUACAAGUGCUCAGUGUGUGGUCAGACUUUCACCACCAACGGAAACAUGCACAGGCACAUGAAAAUUCAUGACAAGGGCCCAAACGGUGUCCCAGCCUCGCGUCCCAUUUCCCCAAGCAAGCGCCGCAAACCCCCCAAGAGGAAACUAAGUACAGAGGAUGAUGGAGAGAAAACCAAUGAACCACCCAGUAAAAAGGUAUUUGUAGUGCACGAAUCAGGGGAGCAGAGCCCUGCCAAGCGUGAAGAAGACCUGUUGCACUGUCCGAUCUGCUUCAAGACAUUCAUCUGUAAAUAUGGUUUGGAGUCACACAUGGAGACGCAUCCUGACACUGCACUCAGGUGUAACCUGUGUUGUAUCACUUUCCGUACCCAUCGAGGUCUCCUUCGUCAUAAUUCCGUUAUUCAUAAGCAGCUGCCCACAGAUCCCAACGGACGACCGUUUAUCCAGAGCAACCCUUCGAUACCCCUUGGCUUCAGCGAUCUGUCCUUCAUUGACUUUUCUUGCAGCAAGUUCCCCCAAAUUGCACAGGUCUGGUGCGAGACAAAUUUGCGACGUUGCGCUAGCAAAUUCCAUAGGUUUAUUUGCGAUGUAUGCAACAAGGCCUUUCCUCUUCAAGUGUCUCUGGAUCUCCACAUAAUCUCUCAUAAAGACAAUGACGCCGAAGCCCGGAAACAGGAAGAUGACACUAUUUCAGAUACAGCCAAAGAUUCUGGAGAUUCCAAAGAGAUUCCAAAGAGAGUUGGAUCAGCACCGCAGGAGGCCAGCGUAAGUUUAAAUGGGAAGAAAGAUUUCAUGGAGUGCCUUGGUCUUCAGCAUUCUUCACUCGCUAAGCCUGAGCAGACUGCGGAGGAGAAACAGCAAGAAAUUUUAGACAGCAUUCGUUUUAUUCGCGUUGAGCCCUCUGCAACAAAUCUACCUCAAGAAACCAAUAGUAAUCUUGGCCUCUGUCUUCUAGAUCCUCUCUCUCUUCAAGGCUUGAACAAGGGCAAUGGUCUUAGCCUUCUUUCUCUGCAGCCGCUUCAGGGUGGUUUGGUUGUCCGGCCUGUCAGUCAAACAGGAGUAGAACUUGCUGACAUCCAGCAAAUCCUGAAGAUGGCUGCCGCUAUGCCAUCUCAGAUGACUUUGCCACUGCUCCCGAAAGGUCCAGAAAGUCCUCUGCAGGCAGAACCCAAACAAAUGACUCCUCUCAAACCCAAGCCGCUGGUGACGCCUCGAUCCAGCAUGGGAACUUCCACACCACCUCCUCCUGUCAUGAAUGCCCAGCAAGCCUCUUCAGGUUGCAUCAGCCCCAGCUUGCCACCCCCAACAGCCCAACUUCUUAUUUCCAAACAGUCCCCAAACACCCCUUCUUCCUCGACGUCUUCCUCGCCUACAAAUUGGGAGAACGCACAUCUAGUAGGAGACGGCACAGGGGCAACAAUCAUGACUACUGGGGAUAUUAAGCAAGAAGAUGUCCAAGGUAAAGAAAAGGAUCUAAGAACCUCAGGUGGCAAAAAGAUCUCAAAGACAGAAUACCCGUGUCGGUUCUGUACACAGGUGUUCUCCUUCCCAGGAGGCCUCCAGGCUCAUAUGAGGGCUCAUCACUAUGGAGCUUCUCCAUACAAGUGUAGCAUUUGCACCUACACUGCUCCGGAUAACGCCACGUUGAUGCGGCAUUUACGAACACACAGCGGUGAACGUCCUUAUGUCUGCCGCCUUUGUCACUACCCUUUCACAGUCAAGGCCAACUGUGAGCGUCAUUUGCGCAAGAAGCACAUGAAAAACACUCGAAAAGAGAUCGAGAAAAACAUCGAGUACAUUACCCCAUCCUCGAGUGCAAGCGGUUUAGUCGGUGGUACGACACCAGACCUUGUGGAUCCAGUUAAUAACGGUAACACAGUUUGUCGCUACUGUGGAGAGGAUCUGAAGACCUACAGAGCUCUACAGAUUCAUCUCCGAACUCUCAAUGGCUGUCAGAGGAAACCAUUUGAAUGCCGCCAGUGCGGAGCAGCCUUUCUUGCAAAAAGGAAUUGCAUCCAUCACUUGCUUAAGCAACACUCAGAAGUGCAAGAGAGGGAAAUUGAAGAUCAUAUAAACACUCUUGUACCUGUCACAGCUCCUUCUUCUGUCCAGACAAACUCUCCUGCCCAGUCUCAGUCAGGUAAACAGAACCUUAGUACCUUCUCUGAAGCUGCAGUUCAAGACCAGCCCUUGGAUUUCUCCAGCAAAACUUUGAAAAUUAUUCAUUCUGAUAUAAAACCAGAGGCAGCUUCUCCCUCUCUGUCAGAAGACUGCUCCAUGGAGCCUAUCGACCUGUCUAUUCGCAAGGAACCGGAAGGAAAGAAAAUAAAGACAGAACAAGUUGAUACGACUUCAGUGUAUAGCCAGGAGGUCAAAAAAGAGCUUCCUUCCCCAAGUACAGCCAGGUUUUUAGGAAAGGUCUCGGGUGUCCAUGCAUCCCUUCCAGCAUCCAUGCCUAGCCUUGCCUCUACUCUGGCAAGUGAUAUGACCAAGCCCCCCAUACGCCUAAAGCCACUGUUGCCGAAGCCAGUUGCCGCCUCCAACACUUCAGAGAUGCCACCUCUGGCCUCCAUUGCCCAAAUCAUCUCCUCCGUGUCUGCUGCCCCAGUGCUGCUCAAAACAGGAAUAAACUCUGAGAAAAGCGAUGGCGCGAUGGGUGGUGAAACACUAAUUGAUAAAAAGUGUUCCAACGGUGUUGCUAGUCCUGGGUCUUCUUUCAGUUGUCCUUCCCUUGAUGCAUCAAAAAGAAGAGGCAAGAAGAGGCCGUUCAAGGACGAGAUCCGUGAUUCUACACAUGUAUCCAUCAGUGGGUUUGACUUGGAGUCUAGUGGAGAGUUACCAAGUGUGGAGAAAAUGCUGGCCACUACUGAUUCCAAUAAAUUUAGCUCCUUCUUACAGCUGAGGCAAAUGGAGCCAGAAAAGGAGAAACAAUCUGCGAGUGAGGAAGAGAAGGAAGGAAAGGAAGACAAAGAGAAGGUUCGACCACAAAGCAAAGGGAAGAAGAAUGCGUACUCGAACUCGGUGCAGAAGAUGAAAUGUCCAUACUGUCCUCGGGUGUUCCCUUGGACCAGCUCUUUACAGAGGCACAUGCUAACACAUACAGGCCAAAAGCCGUUCCCUUGUCCUGAGUGUGAUGCAUUCUUCUCCACGAAGUCCAACUGCGAGCGCCACCUUCUUCGUAAGCAUGGCAUGUCCAAUCGCAGCGCACUGCAGAAGACUGGGUCACACCCAAAAACCAAGGCCGACGAAGGGUCACAGGGAAGUACAGAGGGUGUUUCUGAUGCUGAGCCUGCUGUUGUGGUAGAUGCUGUUGAUCCCAAAAAAGAGGACAAAACCACAACAAAUGACAUGGACUUGAUAGAGCAGGCUAAAGACAUAGCCACAGAAUCACCAGAGUCAAGGAACGAUCUAGAAAGCUCACAAUCCGUUGAGAACGUUCACACGAACACGGACGACAGUGAGGACGAUGAUGACUCUCAGAGCAACAAGAGCCUUGAUAUGAACGUUGCCGGCAAACCAACAGAACUCAAACUCGCAGAAACGCAGCAAGAGCAGCCCAAGGCUGCAGAACCUGCAGUGGAACCAGAGGAUCCACCAUCAGAGGAAUUUCCUCACACAUGUAGUACCUGCAAAAAGACCUUCCGGCAUGCGGCCACCCUCAGCCGGCACCAGAAGAUUCAUUUGCAGGCCAGUCAGAAUGAAGAUGCAGGAAGGAAAGGAAGAAAUCAGCCUGCGGUAUCCAGUCAAUCUCUUGACACCAGCACCUCGCCAAUAAAGGAAGCUGAGCAGGACACGGGUGCGGCUGAGAAAGAGGAGAGCAGCAGCGUUGUGGAAAGUGGUGCCGAGGACGAGGAGAAGGAAGGACAGAAAGAGGAAAGAAACGAAGAGGAAGAGGGUGGUUCUUCAGAGCUCGAAUCACCAGGAGGUAGACCUGACAAGAGGAAGAAGAUCUGCAAUGUGUGCGGCAAACGUUUUUGGAGCCUACAAGACUUGACCAGACAUAUGCGUUCACAUACUGGAGAAAGACCUUAUCAGUGCCAAACAUGUGACCGGACCUUCACUCUGAAACACAGCCUGGUGAGGCAUCAGCGUAUACACCAGAAAACCCCAGACGACCGAGGAGCAGAUGAGGCUGAUGGAGCAAGAGACGAUAGUGCUAUGGAUGGGGAAGAUCUACGGUGUUCUUCUGGAAGUGACAGUGAGACUGCUCCUGCCGAGAACGAGACGUCCAAGACUGAGAACGGCAAAAAAGCAGAGGAAUCCCUAGAGAUGGUGGUUGAUCCUGGGGUCAAAGAAGAGGAAGCAGCCACGGCAGAAGCUUCCAGAGAAGUUCAAACGAACGAGCUUGAUGAAUUGUAUACUAAGGCCCCAGAACCCAAAGAUACAGCAGAUCCCAGUCUGAAGGAUGACUAUGGAGCUGCAGACAAGCCCGUUGUCUGAGACUUGUCGAUUCUGUUAAUCCUGUGCCAUACUUCCAUGAUCUUACACAAACACUAAAAGACGAUGCGAGACGAAUCGGACGUCUUCAUGCAGACGUUGUAAUGCAUGCAAAAUGCAAAACUGGAAACUUUCUCUCAAUGCCUUAAUGAUUCUUUCGUUCCCCCAGAGAUUUGGAUCCACUGCACAGUAUCAUUUUUAAUCAAAUGUAUAUGAUUGUGUGUUUUUUAAUUAAUUCUAUAAUCCUUAUAUCAGAAUAAAUUAGUGUUUUGUAUGAUAAAUCGAUGAUUUAUAUUAGCACCAUUAUAUGUAUUAUUCUUAAAUCAAUUCCACUUUGAUUUUAGUCUUCUAGAGGAGUGCCUGAGAGUGUAUCUCUCUGAACCUUUUUGUUCUGAAUAGGCUUCGUUAGGUUUUGGAGGUGUCAUUGGUUCACGCAGUGGCCUAGUAUACUUUUGGUUAUCAGUUUGCGUGAUCAUUGGUCAAUGUUUUUUGGCAAUAUUUGCCAGUUUUUGUACAUUUUUUUUUUCUUCUCUCAAUGAUAAACGAUGCUCUCCAGCCCUGCGGUGUGUUGAACAUAGAACGUAACUGGUGGUUGAGACAGCGCCCCCUGGUGGUUUGGGGUCUAAAGCCUGACAUUCAGACACUGCCUUUAGGCAAAAGCUUGUAUUAUGUACGCUUGGUUUAAAAAUUGGCAAGGAUGGAAGAGUUUCCAAAUAAGAAUACAAAUCCGUAUGAUCUGCUUUCAUCGUGUUCGAUGCACUUGAUGGAUCCAGUGGACGUUUUGGUCCACUUUCUAUUUCAGACUUGAGCACGAUUGAACUCGAGCCAGGGUUAUUACACACGAUGCAUCAGACAGAAGUGUGCUUCGCAGUACACAUUGCAUUUAAUCCCAAUGUGAAUCAGAGUCUAUUGUAUGUUUUAGCGCAGUGAUGUUUGUGCUGUGGGUUUUAUACUUGAAAUCGCCCUGCUGUUUGCCUCGACUUAUACAACUGUGCUGUUCACACUGCCUUCUACCUUUUCAUACUCGUCUCUUUAGUACCUCUGCAGUUAGCAAAUCUAACCUCGUAAACCUCUAAUUAGCUGAAUGAAGUUUAUCUUUAAGACUCAGAUGAUCAACAACGAAAUGCUGCAUUUCGGAGCCAAAAACUAUGCAACCGACAUGUGCUGAUAAUCGGUUUUACAACAUAUCGCAAAAUUGGUAUUUGGGCAGCACUUAAGAAUAGGAUUUCUAAUGCUGCCUGGGGAGGAAAAAAAAAAAAGCUUAAUUUCAUUUUCGACACAAUAUCCGCACAUGCCUUCCAAAUGAACAGUAACACAAUUCAAGAGUAUCGAUCAAGUCAGUCUUUAAACUUUAACCCUUCAAAGGCCAAACUGUUCACGUACAGUACAGGGUUGGAUUUGAAUUUGCGGAAAAACAAAUCAUUUUUCUACUAUGGUGUGUUUUGAGAAAUGUGUGCGCUUGCUUGUAGUGUAUAGUGUGUAUGCGCAGGUCUGUCAAAGAUAAGGAGAACACACUGAAUAUUUUAUGUAUUUAUUGAUAUGAGUGAUCGGAGCUAAGGUGGACUCCCGUUUGAACGCCGAGGAGAAUCGGAAACAAUGACUGUAGCGCUGAACAAUCUUGAAGUUCUUUAUAUUAUAUCACUUAUUUUAUGUCUAUGAUUAUGACGCCGUGAGCUAUUUGCCAUAGAUUGUUUUAUUAAUGUCUUUUUUUUUUGUUUGUUUUUGUUUGUCUGUUUGCUUGCAUUAAUUCAGUUAAAUUAAAUCAGCCCCCACAGAUACACACGUGCAUUAACGAAAUAUAUAAUUAUUAUUAUUAUUGAAGCCCGAGCUUGAAUUAGAAGUAGAGUAGUGAAUUAAAUUUUUUUUUUUUUUUUUGCAUGUCUAAUUAAAAUGGGUGGUUACUAAUUCUUCUUUUUCUCAGGGGCUUUUCAAGAUAUGCAUACUUAAAUCAUCUGUUUUGUGGGGGGGGAAAUCUCAUUUCUGCAGCGAGCUAGAGCGAUCACUACAGUUAAAGCAUAUGCAUAUGAAUGUGAAUUCACCUCAAUGUUCAUCAUCAUCAUCCUCGUCUUCAGUAAUUCUGCAUGUUUCACCGAUUUGUGUUGAUCACUGUAAAAACAAACGCAUUUGUUAAAGGGAUUGCACAAGUUUGUCUCAUGUUCGGUUUUAGAAAGGUUCUCUUGUUGAAUUUUUUUUUCCUUUUUUUUUUUUUUUUUUUUUUUCCUUUCUGUACAUGAGUACUCAAACCUAUUUGAAAUCAUUCAAGCAAUAAAUAUACACUAAGAAAGAGUGAGAAAUUAAACGGA